Molecule: messenger RNA, 4461 nt
Organism: Paramisgurnus dabryanus
Lineage: Eukaryota; Metazoa; Chordata; Actinopteri; Cypriniformes; Cobitidae
Gene: tnk2a
Product: tyrosine kinase, non-receptor, 2a
Biological process (GO): protein phosphorylation; signal transduction
Molecular function (GO): protein tyrosine kinase activity; protein serine/threonine/tyrosine kinase activity; ATP binding
Source: RefSeq, a predicted model, not a curated record
UUAAGAAAAACAUCAACCCUUAUUGAAGAAGCUGGAGGAUUACGGACGCUGAGCAGCUAAUUAUCUUUCCUUCAACAUUACAAUCUCUGUCAGAGUAAAUAAUCUGAAAGCGCUGUCUGUUUUAAAAUAUCAUUUACUCAAAACUACAUGAGCGUGACAGGACCGCGGCGGUAUCAGAUGGUCGGAAAUCGACGCAGUUGAAUGUGUACACAAGUGAGCCUUAAAUUCCUAUGUGCCUGUCAUGGAGACAAACACUGGAUGCUGGAGGAUUGUCCAUGAUGUCUGUCUGAAUUCAGUGGACAUUUUCUGAGGACGUUGACUGACACAAAGCCUGAAAUGGCGACUGCCUCAGACUACCAGAGGCAAUACGAUAUGAAGGAUGAGGCAGACGGUGUGGAGAUGCAGUCGGAUGAGGGGACCGAGUGGCUUAUGGAGCUGCUGACUGACGUGCAGCUUCAGCAGUACUUCCUGCGUAUCCGUGACGACCUCAAUGUUACGCGCCUAUCACAUUUUGACUAUGUCAAAAACGAGGACCUUGAAAAGAUUGGCAUGGGCCGCCCAGGACAGAGGCGUCUGUGGGAUGCAGUCAAAAGGAGAAGGGCUUUGUGUAAACGCAAGUCAUGGAUGAGCAAGUCUUUGUGCUUGGGCCAACAGGUAUUCACAGGGAAACGUCCCGACUCUGAUUCCCAAACCCCAGGUUCGUUACGAAGUUCAUCGCCCUUAUCAACUAAUCCAGACGCACAGCUGGCCGACCUCACGUGCCUCAUCAGUGACAGAGACCUCACCCUGUAUGAGAAACUGGGUGAUGGAUCGUUUGGAGUGGUAAACCGUGGAGAAUGGCAAGCCCCCUCAGGAAGAGUGCUGAAUGUGGCAGUGAAGUGCCUGAAGACUGAUCUGUUGGACCAGGGUGACGGUCUAGAUGACUUCAUAAGGGAAGUGAAUGCCAUGCACUCCCUAGAUCACCAAAAUCUUAUUCGCCUGUAUGGGGUUGUCCUUACACAUCCCAUGAAGAUGGUUACAGAGCUCGCCCCAUUAGGUUCUUUGUUGGACCGCCUGAGAAAACGACAAGGCCAUAUAUUAAUAUCAGUGCUGUGCCAUUACACCGUUCAGAUUGCCUGUGGCAUGGCGUACCUGGAGUCCCGACGGUUUAUACACAGAGACCUGGCAGCACGCAAUAUCCUCUUAGCAACCAAUGACCUGGUAAAGAUCGGGGAUUUUGGCCUCAUGAGAGCUUUGCCUAAAAACGAUGAUCAUUACGUCAUGCAAGAGCACCACAAAGUCCCGUUUGCCUGGUGUGCUCCAGAAAGCCUAAAGACACGUACUUUCUCCCAUGCCAGUGAUACUUGGAUGUUUGGAGUAACGUUAUGGGAAAUGUUCACUCAUGGGCAAGAGCCCUGGGUUGGGCUCAAUGGAAGCCAGAUUCUUCAUAAGAUCGAUAGGGAGUCAGAGAGGCUUAUCAAACCAGAAGACUGUCCACAGGACAUUUAUAAUGUUAUGCUACAAUGCUGGUCACCCAAACCUGAGGACAGGCCAACAUUUGUGUCUCUCAGGGACUUUCUUGUGGAGACAAUGCCCACAGAUAUGAGGGCACUGCAGGACUUUGAUGAGCCAGACAAACUUAAAAUUAAUGCUAAUGAUGUCAUCACCAUCAUCGAGGGCAGAGCCGAGAACUACUGGUGGAGGGGUCAGAACAGGCAGACUUUAAAAGUGGGACAGUUCCCCAGGAACGUGGUGACAUCUGUGGCUGGCCUGUCUGCUCAUGACAUCAGCCGACCUCUCAAACAUAGUUUCAUCCACACAGGCCACGGAGACACAGACCCACACCGCUGCUGGGGCGCCCCGGACAAGAUCGAUGACCUGUACCUUGGUAAUCCUAUGGAUCCUCCGGAUGUUCUUGGGUUGAUUUCAGAUACAGCCAAGCCUACAAAACUACCAAACCGGUCCAAAAAACAACCUCCUCCUAGGCCUCCUAAGCCAGCAGUUCUUAUUAAGAAACCAUUCUAUGACUCUGUGCUAGAUGAUGAUGAUGAUGAUCUGAUAGUGACAGGUGUGAAGAAGCUCUCCUAUAAGACCCCAACAUACUUGGGUUUGCGUCUCCGCCCUUGGGAAAGUACCAGCCCAAGGGACCGUCUCAGCGAAGUGUCCCUUAUAGACUUCGGGGAUGACAGUUUCAGCUCAGCCUCGCCUUCCCCCAUUACAGAAACUCCCAACCCCAGCACCCCAAAACCAACCAUGUCCUCCGCUGCUUCCAUUCUGGACAUGGCACCACCGCAGAGCCCCAACCGUUCUCUGCCCAACCCCUUGCACCCCACACCGGUGGUGGAUUGGGACAUGCGCCCCUUGCCUUGUCUCCCAGCAUAUGACGAGGUGGCUGUGGAGUGUGAGGAGCAGGAGGAUAUUGAGGUGCGUUCCAUAAAUGCAUCUGCAGUGCUUGAAGACACUACAUCUAAAGAGAUACGAUCAGAAGAUGAUGCUAAACUCAACGUGGAGGACAAUCUCUUUUUACCAUCCAAGAGCGUUGAGGAAAGCCAUUCCUUUUCACAAUCAGCAGACAUCUUCAAGGAACUCCAGAGGGAGGCCAUGGUGAAACUUCGCGUCCCUCCGACAGGACGUUCCCUACCUUCUUCACCCAUUCCUCUUGUACCACACCGCCAGAUCAUCCUACCCUCAUCCUACGAGGACAAACCUCAGAUCCCCCCUAGAAUCCCAAUCCCACCCAUGCGUCCCUCUAGGCGGGCAGGAAUAUACGGCAGCAGACUGUCAAUCUCUCUCGGAGACCACGAAGAUGGGAGCCGUUCUCCACCUCAGAUACCCCCAAGGGAUCACGCAUUAUCCCAGCCCAACUCUCGGGCAGCGAGCCCCAUGGCACCACAGGGAGGCUCCCCCCAACAAAGAUCCAGCCUUUGCUGUGUCGGAUCACUGGGAUCCUGCCUCUCCCCAUCAUCUUAUUCCUCAGCGCCAUCCAGCUCCUCCGCCACCUCUUACACAUCCACGACCACCACCAGUUCUCAGUAUGGCUCAACUGACGUGAGGCAAACCCAGAGCCCCUGCUCCCUGCCUAGCUUGUAUGGAGGUGUAAAGGCGACCACUACUCAUUAUUAUCUUCUACCAGAGAAACCAACAUAUCUGGACAAGUUUGAUCGGUUCCUAAAGGAACCGGAGGGGAGUGAUGAGAAAAGAACCACAAAUAUGGCAACUGUCAGGCCUAUGGUUCAACAGCAAGUCAAUAAACCCAACCUUUCCCCUGUGCACACCACUAACAGUGGGAGCUCCCAAAAUCUGGCUUGGCCGGGAGGACCAGCCACACCGUCUACUACCUACAAUCGUGUCCCAGUACAACAAGUUCAGGAGGCGGUACAUGGCGUUACCGUAGAGGAAUGUCAAUCGGCUCUUCAGACUCAUAGCUGGAACAUUCAGGAGGCUGUGAAAUACCUAAAGGUGGAGCAGCUGUUUAGGCUCGGUCUGAAAGCUCGUUCUGAAUGUGUGGAGGUUUUGGAAAGAUGUGACUGGAAUCUGGAGCAGGCCAGCACCCAAAUGCUUGAUUCCUAUGGUCCAUCUAGACAUAGGUUGUAACAGCAAGGAUGGAGGAUGGAGAACUGAACUUUUCUCCUUUCCAAUAAAGAAAAUGAGAAUCAAGCCUCGCAGAAGAUAUCUGCAGGUCAUUUACAUUUCAUUGCUUUGCUGGUUAUAAUAAAUGCAAACUUGAAGUACAGUAGUGUGUAAAACAUAGAAAAGGAACAAUGUAUAAGAUUUUGUUGUAUGCUACGCUUGCUAAGUAAGUUUUAAGAUUCUGAAUAAUGAUACAAGGUUUGCUUUGAUUGACUGCUUGAUCUUAUGCUGUGAUUUUGUGAGACAGCAUCUAAUGCUUGUAGUUUAUUAAAAAUAUUUUAUGUAAAGUGAUCACGACAGUGUAUUGUACUGCCACAAGAAACUUAGGUGUUGUCAUGUACUGUAUUAAGAAGAAAAAUCAUUUUGAUGCCUAUUUUAACUUAUAUAAGCAGUGUGGCACUGCUAAGCAGAAGUAUAUACGUAUAUAAGCAAAGCCUAUUUUUUGUUUUAAUGUAUGCUGUUGAAAAUAAUUGUUUGAAAAAAGUACACAGUGACAGGUUCACAAACAGCAUUUUGUUUACCCGGCUUCCAUUUGAAUUUAAAUAUAAUCUAAAGAUUGCCUUUUAUGACAUUCAUGAUCAUUAUUCUCUGUAGGCCACUUUCUAUCAUUUUUGAUCAUUACCAAAUUAAAAUACAUGCUGACACAGAAAUGUUUUUCAUUUAUAUAUAGUUCUCUAAAGCAGCAAAUUGGCUUUCAGCAUGAAAGCAUGUGUUUGCUGCUUUUACACUGAUGUGUAAAACAGCCCUAACCAAUUCUACUCAUUAUUUAACCCUUGUGCAUUGUUCAAAUUCACUACUCUUUUGUUAUGUUUGGGAUGAAAAUAUCCACUAAAUUAAACUGCUGUAAAAAUG